AUGGAUCACAACACCCGCGCGCCUCGCGCUGCCCAGCACCCCAUGGACACGGACAGGCUGGCCGCUGAAUUGACCGAGCAGUUCCGCCACGUCCUCAGCACCAAGCGCAUGAACGACCUCUCAUCACGAUCAUCGCAUUCCCGCGCAUCGUCACCAGCCCCCCGCGACUUUGGCUCCCCCCAGCCGCCGCCCUCGCAAGCCGCCCCGCCCGCCUACUCGUCCAUCAGGAACAUCCCCCUCGUCCCCGAGCCGCCACGCGAUGCCCGCUCGCUCCGCUUCAAGAACAUGCUGCACUCGCUGUCCAACAUGCCCGUGCGAUGGGAAAACCCCGGCCUCCUCGACGAGGCGCUCCGCGUCAUCCCCCUCGAGCAAAUCUACAACGAAGCCGAAGAAGAGAGCCAGAUCCUGCAGGCCGAGGCCGAGAGCAUGGGCGCCGGCAAGAAGGCCGCCUGGGGCUACCAGGACUGCGUCGUCCGCGCCCUGCUGCGCUGGUUCAAGCGCUCCUUCUUCUCAUGGGUCAACAACCCGCCCUGCUCGCGAUGCUACUCCCCCACGGUUGCCUACGGCAUCACUCCGCCACUGCCCGACGAGCAGGCCCGCGGCGCCAGCCAGGUCGAGGCCUACCGCUGCUCCAACGAAGCCUGCAAGAACUUUGAGCGUUUCCCCCGAUACAACGAUGCCUUUGUACUGCUCCAAACACGGCGAGGCCGAUGUGGCGAAUGGGCCAACUGCUUCAGCAUGCUUUGCCGCGCCGUUGGAUCACGGGUACGAUGGGUCUGGAAUGCUGAAGACCACGUUUGGACCGAGGUCUACUCGGUGCACCGCAAGCGAUGGGUCCACGUAGAUGCCUGCGAAGAGGCAUGGGACAAGCCCCGGCUGUACACUGAUGGCUGGGGCAAGAAGCUCUCGUACUGCAUUGCCUUCUCUGCAGAUGGUGCCAUGGACGUGACUCGACGAUAUGUCCGCGACGCCAAGCAUGCUGCCGAACGCAACCGCGCACCAGAGGCAGUCCUCCUCCACAUCAUGGACGAGAUCCGAGCAACACGGCGGAGCAACAUGUCCAAACAAGACAAGUUCCGCCUGCAGGGUGAGGACAUCCGCGAGGCCAAGGAGCUCCGCGCAGGCAUCAUCUCAUCAAUUGCACACGCCGUGUGCAAACUACGACCCGAAGACAUCAUCAACGGCCGGGUCACGCGCCGAUUAGACGCCGAUGCGCAAAAGGCAUUGGAAGGGCGCAUGAGCGGAAACUCGCAAUGGAUACGGUCACGUGGCGAGAACGGCCAGCAACCAAACCAGCAAGACCCUCGCAACCAACAAGACCCGCGGAACCAGCACCCACGCUGA
Exserohilum turcica Et28A is the source of this 1344-nucleotide messenger RNA. RefSeq lists its product as uncharacterized. Lineage: Eukaryota; Fungi; Ascomycota; Dothideomycetes; Pleosporales; Pleosporaceae. Gene Ontology annotation, cellular component: nucleus; cytosol. Gene Ontology annotation, biological process: glycoprotein catabolic process; protein quality control for misfolded or incompletely synthesized proteins; protein deglycosylation. Bases 1 to 1344 code for a protein of 447 amino acids. Gene Ontology annotation, molecular function: peptide-N4-(N-acetyl-beta-glucosaminyl)asparagine amidase activity. The record is from RefSeq and is a predicted model, not a curated record. The transcript has 2 exons.